AUGGCAAACCUUUGGGAGCUUCCCGAUUCUCGACUUACAGCAACCCUGACUGACGCUAUGGAGCAGAAUUUUUACUCGCGUUGCCCCUCUGAGAAACGACCUCGGCACAUGCGAGAUCUAGUUGACUCUUCAAUAGAAUCUGAAAAGGAAGAUACCGCAGACCCCGCAAAAAAUUCUUCUCAGCCUGGUAAUUCCCCUGUGUACGAUGAAUCUGUUUUCAAGGCUUUACAUCAAACUUUCUUUCGGCGUAUCUGGUGGUCUGGUCUCUUGCUUUUGGCAUCCGAUACGUUGAAGACUACAACUCCACUGGUGAACAAAGUGCUUCUCACUUGGCUUACCGAGUCCUAUGUAUUUUCCAAGUUAACUCAGCCGGAACGCGACGCUGCUGUGUCUGCGGGUUUCUCUCCACCGAAAGGGGUAGGCUAUGGAAUUGGUCUUGCAUUUGCUAUCUUUAUAAUGCAAGAGGCCUCGAGUCUGAUGGCAAAUCACUAUGUUCUAAGUCAGUACAUUUACACGAUUGAUUACCCUGAUGCUCAUCUCUGGUUAGCUGCCAUGACCACUGGUCUAUACGUUCGAACAGCGAUUAUUGGAAACAUAUUCCGGAAAUCCCUGCGUUUGUCUGGAAAGUCUCGAACGGAGCACAGCGUAGGCAAAAUCACAACCUUGAUAUCUACCGACGCAACACGUAUGGAUGGUCUAAGCUACAUUGGUCAUCAAGUCUGGGAAGCUCCUGUUCAACUAAUUCUGGGGAUUGGCCUUCUCAUAGGAAAUAUUGGGUACUCUGCUCUUGUUGGGGUCGCCGUGUUUGUAGUGUCCUUACCUGUGCAAACAAUCCUGGUGGCGAUCAUGUAUAACCAAGCCAGGAAGGGUAUCAAAAUCACUGACCAGCGUGUCCGGUUAACAACGGAAGUUCUUCAAGGUAUUCGGUUGAUUAAGGUUUAUGGGUGGCAAAAAUUUUACAUAGAUGGGAUCGUUAAAUUGCGGCAACAAGAGAUUCGAAGGGUCGGGAAAUCCUCAAUCGCCGUUGCGCUCCUGCUUGCUAUGUUUUCAUUCGUCCCCGAGCUUGCAGCCGUCUUAUCAUUCAUUACGUACGCUCUGACGAAACACGAUUUAAACAUUGCCAUCAUCUUUUCCUCUUUACAACUCUUCAACAUUAUUCGCAUACCUCUCCUCCUACUUCCCUUCGCUUUCUCAACAGUUGCAGAGGCCGCCGUUGCGCUAAACCGCUUCACGGAAUUUCUCACAGCAGACGAACUAGGAGAGCCCUAUUUAAUUGAUCCUACGCAACCCUUAGCUCUCAAAUUAGAUGCCAGCUUUGAAUGGGACACUGUUCCUUCCCUUUUGGACGAUGACGCUAAGAAAGAGGACGACAAGGACGACCCCCAAAAGGCACUCGCAAAAGUAGUAGAGGAGAAGAAAAAACGGAAAGAGGAAGCAAAGAAGAAAAAACAGGAUGCAAAAAAGAAGAAAUCGGGCAAGACGGGGGAAGAUGAACUUCCUGUUGUUGAUCCUAAAGAUCAACCAGACAACGCGUCAUCAGAAGAAAAGCCCUUCGGUCUGGAAAACCUUCACAUAGAAAUUCAGAAGGGCUCAUUCGUUGCAAUCGUUGGACGUGUCGGCUCUGGAAAGAGCUCCGUUUUGCAGGCAAUGAUCGGCGAAAUGAAAAAGACAAACGGGGACGUUACAUUUGGUGGAACGAUAGCGUAUGUACCCCAAUCACCUUGGAUUAGAAAUGCGACAGUUCGGGAAAACAUUGUGUUUGGGUGUAAGGAUGACGACGAAAGAUUUGAAGAAGUUAUCCGUGCCUGCAGCCUUGAACACGACCUCCAAAUACUACCCCAUGGAGAGAGGACUGAGAUCGGAGAAAAGGGAAUAACUCUUAGUGGUGGUCAAAAGGCUCGAGUGUCCUUAGCUCGUGCAGCUUAUUCCCAAUCGGAUAUCGUGCUCCUUGAUGAUCCCCUUUCAGCAGUUGACGCCUAUGUUGGAAAAAAUAUCCUGGAACAAUGUCUUCUUCAAGGACCAUUGGCCACUCGCACUCGAAUUCUGGUUACUCAUGCUCUUCAUGUUCUGCAUACGACUGAUUAUAUCUAUGUAAUGGACCAUGGGAAGAUCGUCGAACAAGGGACUUACAAUGACCUGGUGGCUAAUAGUACUGUCUUCUCGCACCUAAUCGAAGAAUAUGGCAAUGAUUUGUCAGGAGAAAACCGAAACAAAACGUCGACGAAUAUUACUCAAGCAGGAACAGGGAAAUCUAACAAAACCAUUAAGGAUGAUGUUGAUGAUGCUCUUAUGCAAGCAGAGGAGCGCAACACUGGUGCUGUUAGUUGGGAAGUAUGGAAAAAAUACUUGGAGAUGGCAGUUUAUGAGCACUUCGGCAUCGGUAAUAGGAACUAUUGGUCUUGUGUUUUACGUCUUCCCGUUUCUCGGUAUUAUAUUCGCUCCCUUGGGAAUAUUGUACUACGUUGCCUCGGUCUACUAUCGACGCUCAUCAGUGGAGGCCAAACGUCUCGAUUCACUGUUACGGUCGUUGCUUUACAGCGCAUAUACUGGUUGGAAUGUAUUUUUAAACUCAGAGGAUUCAAGUCUGAUCUUUGGAACUUAUAUGCAGAAACUCUGACCGGUUUGUCCACCAUACGCGCCUACGGCGAACAGAACCGAUCUAUCAAAGAUGCGCAACAUGGAUUAGAUAUGGAGAAUAGAGCGUUCAUUAUGACGAUUGCUAUGCAAAGAUGGCUGGCGUUGCGACUCGAGUUUUUCGGAAAUAUUCUCGUACUUGGAAUUGGACUCUUUGGGGCAGGGCUACGUACUUCGGUUACGCCAUCCAAGAUCAGUGUGGUUAUGACGUAUACUUUGAGUGUCACACAAGUUUUCUCUGAGAUGAUAUCGUUAUUUGCUCAGAGCGAGCAAAACAUGAACGCGGUUGAACGCGUUCUGCACUAUACAGAAUUACCAUCCGAAAGGGACGACGCUGAGCCCAUUGAGCCUCCCGAGUCAUGGCCUGCUGAAGGAAUAAUCACGUUCCGCGACGUGAAGAUGGCAUACAGGGAUAAUCUUCCACUAGUUCUCAAAGGUAUCAGUUUCAAAACAACCGCUGGGGAGAAGAUAGGAAUAGUUGGUCGGACAGGCUCUGGAAAAAGCUCACUAAUCCAGGCUCUCCUUCGGCUUGUUGAACCUCAAGAAGGGGAGAUUGAGAUUGAUGGGGUCGACAUUUUACGCCUACACUUCAACACCCUGCGCACGCGCAUCGCGUUUGUUCCUCAAGAUACUACGUUGUUUUUAGGCUUGAGAACAGACGCGGAAUUAAUUUCCAUUCUGCAAAGGGCCUGGCUUCUUCCAAAGGAUGGCCCUGUAGAUCCCUCUGUGGAAGCGAAGUUUAGUCUAGAUUCGGUUGUGGGGGAUGAAGGCUCAAACUACAGUGUCGGAGAGAGACAACUAUUGGCUCUCUGUCGCGCCCUCGUCAAAAAUAGCCGAAUUAUAAUUUUGGACGAAGCCACAAGCAGCGUGGAUGCCGAAACAGAUUCCAAAUUGCAACGGACUAUCCAACACGAGUUUGCUUCUUCCACAUUGUUAUGCAUUGCCCAUAGGCUUAAUACCAUUGCUCACUAUGACAGGAUAAUUGUCAUGGACGACGGCAGAAUUGCGGAGUUCGAUACCGUACUCAACCUGUUUGAUAGAGCGGAUUCUAUAUUCCGUUCACUCUGCGAGGAGGCACAUCUUCGCCGGGACGACAUCCUCAAAUUGAGGCAAGAGCAUUUCUCUAAAUGA
This is a messenger RNA of Psilocybe cubensis, 3765 nucleotides long. RefSeq lists its product as uncharacterized. Gene Ontology annotation, cellular component: membrane. Bases 1 to 3765 code for a protein of 1254 amino acids. The transcript is spliced from 27 exons. Lineage: Eukaryota; Fungi; Basidiomycota; Agaricomycetes; Agaricales; Agrocybaceae. The record is from RefSeq and is a predicted model, not a curated record. Gene Ontology annotation, molecular function: ATP binding; ATP hydrolysis activity; ABC-type transporter activity. Gene Ontology annotation, biological process: transmembrane transport.